Talpa occidentalis (Iberian mole) is the source of this 4833-nucleotide messenger RNA. It is a transcript of the gene PPP1R12A, whose product is annotated as protein phosphatase 1 regulatory subunit 12A. NCBI's taxonomy places the organism in Eukaryota, Metazoa, Chordata, Mammalia, Eulipotyphla, Talpidae. The record is from RefSeq and is a predicted model, not a curated record. The transcript has 25 exons. Gene Ontology annotation, biological process: signal transduction. The coding region runs from base 210 to 3302 and encodes 1030 amino acids. Gene Ontology annotation, cellular component: A band; cytoplasm; Z disc. Gene Ontology annotation, molecular function: enzyme inhibitor activity; phosphatase regulator activity; protein kinase binding.
CCGCGCGAGGCAGGGAGGGCCGCUCCUGCGGGCGCGCCGCCCCAGUGCUCUGUGGGAUACUGGAAGUCUCCAGCGUCGGCUCCCGGCUCCCAGCCCUCCUCCGGCUCGCACUCAUAGGAAGAGCCACACACCCCCUGCCUCCCCUCUCUUCCCUCUCCGCCUCCCCCUUCCCCCCCUCGCGAUAAGAAGACCCGGCGGCAGGAGAGGGGAUGAAGAUGGCGGACGCGAAGCAGAAGCGGAACGAGCAGCUGAAGCGCUGGAUCGGCUCGGAGACGGACCUCGAGCCUCCCGUGGUGAAGCGCCAGAAGACCAAGGUGAAGUUCGACGAUGGCGCCGUCUUCCUGGCUGCCUGCUCCAGCGGCGACACCGACGAGGUCCUCCAGCUGCUGCACCGCGGCGCCGACAUCAAUUACGCCAAUGUGGACGGACUCACUGCCCUGCACCAGGCCUGCAUUGAUGAUAAUGUUGAUAUGGUGAAGUUUCUGGUAGAAAAUGGAGCAAAUAUUAAUCAGCCUGAUAAUGAAGGUUGGAUACCACUACAUGCAGCUGCUUCCUGUGGAUAUCUGGAUAUUGCAGAAUUUUUGAUUGGGCAGGGAGCACAUGUAGGAGCUGUCAACAGUGAAGGAGAUACACCUUUACAUAUUGCUGAAGAGGAAGCAAUGGAAGAGUUACUUCAAAAUGAAGUUAAUCGACAAGGCGUUGAUAUAGAAGCAGCUCGGAAGGAAGAAGAACGGAUAAUGCUAAGAGAUGCAAGACAAUGGCUAAAUAGUGGUCAUAUAAAUGAUGUACGACAUGCAAAAUCUGGAGGCACAGCACUUCAUGUUGCAGCUGCAAAAGGCUAUACAGAAGUUUUAAAACUUUUAAUACAGGCAGGCUAUGAUGUUAAUAUUAAAGAUUAUGAUGGCUGGACCCCUCUACAUGCUGCAGCUCAUUGGGGAAAAGAAGAAGCCUGUCGAAUUUUGGUGGACAAUCUGUGUGAUAUGGAGAUGGUCAACAAAGUGGGCCAGACAGCCUUCGAUGUAGCAGAUGAAGACAUUUUAGGAUAUUUAGAAGAGUUGCAAAAGAAACAAAAUCUGCUCCAUAGUGAAAAACGGGAGAAGAAAUCUCCACUAAUUGAAUCAACCGCCAAUAUGGACAAUAAUCAGUCACAGAAGACCUUUAAAAACAAAGAGACAUUGAUUAUUGAGCCAGAGAAAAAUGCAUCCCGUAUUGAGUCUCUGGAACAAGAAAAGGCUGAUGAGGAAGAAGAAGGAAAGAAAGAUGAAUCAAGCUGCUCUAGUGAAGAAGAUGAGGAAGAUGAUUCAGAAUCAGAAGCUGAAACAGAUAAGACGAAACCCAUGGCUUCUGUAACUAAUGCCAAUACUUCUAGUACACAAGCAGCUCCCAUAGCUGUUACAACACCUACUGUGUCAUCUGGUCAGGCAACACCUACAUCACCUGUUAAAAAGUUUCCAACCUCGGCUACAAAAGUUUCUCCUAAAGAGGAAGAGAGAAAAGACGAGUCACCUGCAUCAUGGAGGUUAGGGCUUAGAAAAACUGGCAGCUAUGGUGCACUGGCAGAAAUCACAGCAUCUAAAGAGGCCCAGAAAGAAAAAGACACAGCAGGUGUUAUGCGUUCAGCUUCAAGCCCCAGACUUUCCUCUUCUUUGGAUAAUAAAGAAAAGGAGAAAGAUAGUAAAGGAACUCGGCUUGCAUAUGUUGCGCCCACAAUACCAAGACGACUAGCUAGUACAUCUGACAUUGAAGAGAAAGAAAACAGAGACUCUUCAAGCUUGCGAACAAGUAGUUCUUAUACAAGAAGAAAAUGGGAAGAUGAUCUCAAAAAGAAUAGCUCAAUUAAUGAAGGCUCAACUUAUCAUAGAAGUUACUCCUUUGGUAGAAGACAAGAUGAUUUGAUUAGUUCUAGUGUUCCAAGCACCACAUCAACACCAACAGUUACUUCUGCAGCUGGGCUUCAGAAAAGCCUGCUUUCCAGCACAAGCACUACUACAAAGAUUACAACGGGUUCUUCCUCAGCAGGCACACAAAGCAGUACCUCAAAUCGUUUGUGGGCUGAGGAUAGUACUGAAAAAGAAAAGGACAGUGUUCCUACGGCAGUGACCAUUCCUGUUGCUCCAACUGUUGUAAAUGCUGCAGCUUCUACCACAACCCUGACUACAACUACUGCUGGCACUGUCUCCUCCACAUCAGAGGUCAGGGAGAGACGCAGAUCAUACCUCACACCUGUUAGAGAUGAAGAAUCAGAAUCCCAAAGAAAAGCAAGAUCGAGACAAGCAAGACAGUCUAGAAGAUCAACACAGGGGGUGACAUUGACUGAUCUUCAGGAAGCUGAAAAAACAAUCGGAAGAAGUCGUUCUAUCCGAACUAGGGAACAAGAAAAUGAAGAAAAAGAAAAAGAAGAAAAAGAAAAACAGGAUAAAGAGAAACAAGAGGAAAAGAAGGAAUCAGAAACAUCUAGAGAUGAUGACUAUAAACAGAAGUACUCCAGAACAUAUGAUGAGACUUACCAGCGUUACAGACCAGUAUCAACUUCAAGUUCAACCACUCCGUCCUCUUCACUUUCUACUAUGAGCAGUUCACUCUAUGCUUCAAGUCAAAUAAACAGGCCAAAUAGCCUUGUAGGUAUAACUUCUGCUUACUCCAGAGGAUUAACAAAAGAAAAUGAAAGAGAGGGAGAAAAGAGAGAAGAGGAAAAAGAAGGAGAAGAUAAAUCACAAACUAAAUCAAUUAGAGACCGACGGCGACCAAGAGAGAAGAGAAGAUCAACAGGAGUUUCAUUUUGGACACAAGAUAGUGAUGAAAAUGAGCAAGAACAGCAAUCAGAUACAGAAGAGGGAUCCAAUAAGAAAGAAACUCAGACGGAUUCCAUUUCUAGAUAUGAAACCACUUCCACAUCAACUGGUGAUUGGUAUGAUUCCUUGCUGGGUCGCUCUGGAUCAUACAGUUAUUUAGAAGAAAGAAAACCUUACAGUAGCAGGCUAGAAAAGGAUGACUCAACUGAUUUUAAAAAGCUUUAUGAACAAAUACUAACAGAAAAUGAAAAGCUGAAAGCACAGCUACAUGAUACAAAUAUGGAACUGACAGAUCUUAAAUUGCAAUUAGAAAAGGCCACCCAGAGACAAGAAAGAUAUGCUGAUAGGUCACUAUUGGAAAUGGAAAAAAGGGAACGAAGAGCUCUAGAAAGAAGAAUAUCUGAAAUGGAAGAAGAGCUCAAAAUGUUACCAGACCUAAAAGCAGACAACCAGAGGCUAAAAGAUGAAAAUGGGGCCUUGAUCAGAGUUAUAAGCAAACUUUCCAAAUAAAAAAAAAGCAGCAAGUAAUGGAAUUGCACAUAUUAGUAACAUAAUGGACCAUAAUGGACAGUCAGUGGAAGUCUGGAAAGAAUCCGUGGAGUCUGUCUUUUUUGGAUAUCCUGCCAAAUCCAAAUGCCCUCUUAUCUAGGAUUUGUUUUGAUUUUCUGAUUUUUUUUCUUGUAUCAAGACCAUUGUUUCAUGUUAACGUAGCUGCUGAGAAGAUUUUUUUUAAUGACUGAGAAAACUUGUUUACAGCUCCAGCAUAUAAGGAAAGUGUUCAAGGCCAGAUAUGCCUCAGAUAUUUAACCAGUAAGCCUUAGUUGUACAUAAGUAUUUUGUGUCAACAAAAACCUUCAGCUCUCACAGAAGACAGUUAUCCAACUUUUUUUGAUGUGCCACAGUUUCCAGAUUUUUGAUAUUUAAUUUUUUUUGCUUUACAUCUAAGUUUUGGGUUUGUAUUUUUCCUUCUAACUCUUCAUGUGGCAGACCUUUCUGGUUUCACAAUUUUUUUUUUUUCCCCAGAAAAAAAAGCAACACUUGCUUUCCUAAGACCGUUUUCAUGUAUUAGGCUAGUGCUGUAUUGUCUCCCACCUGGAACUGAACUGCUUGGUGGAACAUUUGCUUUCACUGUUCGUGCAAUAUGCAUUUAUUUCUUAUAUGAAUGCUUUAAAGUCAGCUGAGAUUAGAUUCUUUUAAGUCCCAUUUUCUGCCCUCAUUGGACACUUUUUUUGUUUUUGUUUGUUUUUUACUAUUGUAGUAUAUAACAUGUUAGAUUCUGUAAUCUUCACACCAUUUAGCAGGUACUGAGUGAAUGCUGUAUAUAUAAAUAAGUGUACUGUUUUGAUUUUUAGAAGACUACAUGGCAUGCUUGACUAUUAUUUCAAAUGUCUGUUAAUGCAAAGUAGGCUACUCCAUAAUAGUGUUAAAAACAAAAUUUGCUAACAAGGUGAUAUAGACUUUAAAAAUAACACAUUAUGUGGAGUCCUAUCUUUACAAAAGUUUUCUACUGUAAAGUACUUUUAUUUCCGGUUUUCAUUUGAUAGUAUUUAACCAUAAUUAAAGUUGCAUAAGAUGAUUGCUUCACAUUUCACAUACCUAUAUUUAUCUGAGUGCUGUCUAAAACUGUUGUGCUAGCCAAAGUAAUGCUAUGAAAUCAUUUGCAGACUUUAACCCGUGAGUUGAUGUUAAAUGCACUGUUGUUGCCAUGUGGGCAUGGUUGUUGCCAUUGACUUUGAUACCAUCAUCAUGUUCAGAUCAUUUUAUACAUUUCAGUGGCCUUUUAAAAAAAAAAUAGGGAAAAAAAAAAAGAAAAAUCAAGUCCAUAGUGAACACGGCUUUUAUUUGGACAAAAUGCCUUUUAUAUUUUCAUUAAACCAUGCAAAAAAAAUUACAUCUUUCUGGCACAUAACUGUCUCCUUAACCACUGAACAGUUCAGCCAUUUAAAUAAAUUGUACAUUGUAAAGCUUAUAGUAGCUAAUUGUAUUAUUGAUUGUAUUGUAUACUAUAUUAAAUGUGAAUUUGUACCCCUACAUUUUAAAA